Opisthocomus hoazin is the source of this 663-nucleotide messenger RNA. The record is from RefSeq and is a predicted model, not a curated record. Lineage: Eukaryota; Metazoa; Chordata; Aves; Opisthocomiformes; Opisthocomidae.
AUGGGGCCACUGCCCAGCCAAGCUCUUACACCUCCAGCUCCGUCUGCGCUCAAAUUGCUGGAGAUCUGCCUCCCGGGGGGCGAUGCCCUUGACAGAGGUGAGCUGGGAUCCCUGCACGAGGCAGUCUGUGCGGAUUCCAAAUUAAUGAAAAUUUUGUAUGAGUCUCCUGACUUUCUGACGUUUUGUAAGUGCACAGAACUGGAAGUGUCUCUGAUCUGGAUCCAGCUGUGGGAUACGGCAGGCCAGGAGCGCUUCAGGAAGAGCAUGGUGCAGCACUAUUACAGGAACGUACAUGCUGUUGUGUUUGUGUACGACAUGACAAACAUUGCCAGUUUUCACAGUCUGCCAUCGUGGAUAGAGGAAUGCAAACAACACCUGCUCUCCAGCGAUAUACCACGAAUUCUUGUUGGAAAUAAAUGUGACCUGAGAAGUGCUAUUCAGGUACCUACGGACUUGGCCCAGAAGUUUGCGGAUACUCACAGCAUGCCAUUAUUUGAAACCUCUGCCAAAAACCCCAAUGACAAUGACCAUGUGGAGGCCAUAUUUAUGACACUGGCUCACAAGCUUAAAAGUCACAAGCCAUUAAUGCUUAGUCAACCCCCAGAUCGCGAUGAAAUACAUUUAAAGCCUGAACCAAAACCUGCCAUGACCUGCUGGUGUUAA